Molecule: messenger RNA, 1698 nt
Organism: Cottoperca gobio
Lineage: Eukaryota; Metazoa; Chordata; Actinopteri; Perciformes; Bovichtidae
Product: solute carrier family 22 member 7-like
Exons: 9
Coding region: 1-1668 (555 amino acids)
Biological process (GO): transmembrane transport
Cellular component (GO): membrane
Molecular function (GO): transmembrane transporter activity
Source: RefSeq, a predicted model, not a curated record
AUGUGUUAUAGAAUCCCGGUGAAGAUGAAGUUUGAGAACAUCCUGGAGGAAAUCGACGGUUUUGGGUCUUUCCAGCUCAUCACCAUCGUCCUGCUGUGCGCCCCACGGAUAGUUCUGCCGUGUCAUUUCCUAUUGAAUAACUUCAUUGCAGCGUCUCCUCCUCACCACUGUGACAUCAGCAGCCUGGGUGAUGGGGGACUCUUCAGAAAUCUAAGUGAGGAGCAGAGACUGACCGUCAGCCUUCCUGUACGAGACGAUGGCCCAGAAUCCUGUGAGAUGUUUGCAGAGCCUCAGUUUCAGCUCUUAGCCAACAGCUCCAACCGCACAGGGCUGCGGACCGUUCACUGUCGGAGCGGGUGGGUUUAUGACAACUCCACCUUCACUUCCACCCUGGCAACAGAGUGGAACCUUGUGUGUGAGAGGAGAAGCUUGACACAAACCACAGGAACAAUCUUCUUCCUUGGAGUGAUGAUCGGGGGCAUAGCUUUUGGAUUCUUCUCUGAUAAGUACGGGAGGAAAAACACUCUCCUGGCGUCCUACAUCAUGGCCACCGUGUUUGGCUUCUGCAGCGCGUUUGCAAACUCCUACGUUGUGUUUGCAGUUCUCAGGUUUCUCACUGGGUUCGGACUGACAGGAAUCAGCAUCAUUGCAAUCGUUCUCAGCAUUGAGUGGGUGGACACAGAUCAUCGGUCAUUCAUCGGUGUGAUUGGCAGCCUGUCCUGGUCUGUAGGUAACAUGCUGCUGGCUGGAUUAGCCUUCCUGGUAAAUGACUGGCGGUCACUGAUCAUGACUGUCACAGCCCCGCUGGGCUUUGCAAUCUUGACUUGGUGGUGGAUUCCUGAGUCUGCCCGCUGGCUUUUAGCGCACGGUAAAGUGGAAAAGGCCAAGUUUUAUCUUGACAGAUGUGCCAAGCUCAACAAAAGACAUAAACUGUCUCCCAAAUUAAAACUGGAGACGCUCUCCACCAUAGAAAGGCAGGACACAAACUACACGUACCUCGACCUCAUCAAGACCCCAAAGAUGAGGCGGUUAACUCUCCUGAUGGGGAUUGUGUGGUAUGGAGUUGCCUCGACGUAUUAUGGAAUCAGCCUGAACAUCAGUGGAUUAGGUUUAAACAUGUACCUCACACACUUCAUCUAUGCUGCCAUUGAAGUCCCCGCCAAGCUGAUGGUCUUUUGCUUUCUCAACAUCAUCGGACGGAGGAAGUGCCAAGCAGGCACGCUGUUACUGACGGGAACCUGCAUCGCCAUCAACAUCUUCUUACCACAAGAUCUGUGGCAUGUGCGUAUUGUUAUUGCCAUUCUUGGGAAAGGUCUGUCAGAAGCGUCCUUCACGACUGUCUUCCUCUACACCACCGAGCUUUACCCCACAGUCGUCAGACAAAACGGUCUGGGCUACACCAUCUUCGUGAGUCGUCUGGGAGUGUCCGUGGCUCCGCUCAUCCUGCUGCUGGAGGACGUGUGGACUCUUCUCCCGCAGGUCAUCAUCUGCUCGGUGGCCAUUGUUUCUGGCCUGGUGGCUCUGCUGCUUCCAGAGACCCUGAAGGAGAAGCUGCCAGAGACGAUUGAAGACAUUGAAAAGCCAAAGUUGUUAAAUAACACACGAAAGCCACGAUGUGGAAAUGUUUUGGCACCAUCUGGUGGUAGUGUUGAGGUUGACACAAAGUGACUUUUUCUCCUAAAACAAUAAUUACAAAAC